This is a messenger RNA of Arvicola amphibius (Eurasian water vole), 936 nucleotides long. Its product is annotated as olfactory receptor 5B12-like. Bases 1 to 936 code for a protein of 311 amino acids. NCBI's taxonomy places the organism in Eukaryota, Metazoa, Chordata, Mammalia, Rodentia, Cricetidae. Gene Ontology annotation, biological process: G protein-coupled receptor signaling pathway; sensory perception of smell. The record is from RefSeq and is a predicted model, not a curated record. The transcript has a single exon. Gene Ontology annotation, cellular component: membrane. Gene Ontology annotation, molecular function: olfactory receptor activity; odorant binding; G protein-coupled receptor activity.
AUGGCUUUGAUGGAGAACAUUUCAGAGGCAACUGGGUUCAUUCUUGUGGGGUUAACAGAUGCCCCAAAGCUGCAGGUCCCUUUAUUUGUCAUUUUCACUCUCAUUUAUUUGAUCACACUAUGUGGGAACCUAUGGAUGAUUGUGCUGAUUCUUCUGGACUCCCGACUCCACACUCCCAUGUACUUUUUCCUCAGUAACCUCUCCUUCGUGGACUGUGUUUAUGCUUCGGCAGUCACUCCCAAGGUAAUGCAAGGGUUUCUCACAGGAGACAAGGUCAUAUCCUACAGUGCGUGUGCUGCCCAGAUGUUCUUCUUUGCAGCCUUUGCUACUAUUGAAAGUUUCAUCCUGGCCUCAAUGGCCUUAGACCGUCAUGCUGCAGUGUGCAAACCCCUGCAUUACUCCACCACUAUGACAAGUCCUAUGUGUAUUCUAAUGGUAACUGUCUCCUACAUUUGUGGACUUGUGCAAUCCUCCAUCCAUGUUGCCUUCACCUUCCACCUCUCCUUCUGUCAUUCCAAUGUGAUUAAUCACUUUUUCUGUGACAUCCCUCCACUGCUGGCCCUUUCUUGUUCUGAUAUUCAUGUAAACGAGAUUACAGUUUUUAUAUUGGCUUUAUCUGAUGUUAUUGUCACUCUGUUCAUUAUCUUGUACUCCUAUCUGCUUAUUUUCAUCACUAUCCUGAGGAUGCAUUCAGCUGAGGGACGGAAGAGGGCUUUCUCCACCUGUGCAUCCCACCUCACCACUGUGUCUAUCUUUUUUGGAGCGAUAACCUUCAUGUACUUACAGCCCAACUCCAGUCAUUCUAUGGACACUGACAAAAUUGCAUCUGUGUUUUACACUAUGGUUAUUCCCAUGCUGAACCCUCUCGUCUACAGUCUGAGGAACAAAGAGGUCAAGAGUGCAUUUAAGAAUGUUGUGAGAAAAUCAAAGUCAUAA